Messenger RNA from Cladophialophora immunda, 2245 nucleotides. RefSeq lists its product as uncharacterized. The transcript has a single exon. Gene Ontology annotation, molecular function: oxidoreductase activity. NCBI's taxonomy places the organism in Eukaryota, Fungi, Ascomycota, Eurotiomycetes, Chaetothyriales, Herpotrichiellaceae. Bases 658 to 2136 code for a protein of 492 amino acids. The record is from RefSeq and is a predicted model, not a curated record.
CAAGUGGUGGAAGAAGCCAUCACCCUUGCUUGAUUGGCUAAGAGUUUCGCGACGGGCAAAUCAUCGUCUCUUUCCGGCACCCAUGUCUGAAGGCGCGCCUUUCUACUAAGAGUUUUCCACGUCAUUAAUGGUCGGGUUUCGAAUGUUCACCGCACGGGGAACAAUUGAAUCUCAAAUAGCACGAAUAUGCGCAGGAUUGUUGUCACACCGGAUGCUCUCUCGGUAAGCCUAACAGCUCGUUGCGCAGAGCCAGUGCGAAUUUGUCCGUGACGGAAAUGUUCAGUCUUUCGAGCGCGUUAGGAGGGACAGCAAUAACUCGGGGAUGGAUUGAGGCAGACUUUCAACGCUGACCACCCCGCUCGUAACCUUCCUGGCAAGAAUAUGCGGUCCACCUGACACAGACUCCCAGCAAAUACGAAAUGGCUCGUCCAAUGGACGCUUGAUCCUUCUUGAGAUCUGGGCGUCUUGUCGCAUUUAACGAUUAGGUUUUUCCAUCGCCCCGAAACAGUCUCGCUGCUGAGACGCGGGGUAGGAAGUAUAAUUGCUCGAGGUCAUCUGGGACAACAUUUCAGAACCCUCCCUGCCAGUUCUACUGGUACUUGGUUAGGUGAUUUUCAUGCCAGAUUUUUCCCAACAGAAGAUCAGGAUAACAAAACAAUGCUCGAAGUUUACUGUGAUCCUUGUACGGUUAAUAGCCGCAAGGUGUUGGCCGGCCUUGACCUCUUGGGCACCGAAUACCACUUCAACCACGUCAACUACUUCACUGGUGAACACAAGGGUCCUGAAUACCUGAAAAUCAAUCCCCAUGGCACUGUUCCCGCUGCAGUUGACGGAGAAUUGAAGAUCACCGAGUCCAAUGCCAUCCUGCAGUACGCCGCGGAUGACUCUGGUUCGAUGUACCCAAAAGACCCCAAACAGCGAUGUGCCGUGAAUCGCUGGCUCCUGUGGGAAGCUUCGGUGUGGUUUCCCAGCUGCUACGUCUAUCUGGUGGAAUAUGUAGUGAAGCCGCUUCUCCAGGCCGAACCUGAUCAAUCGGUCAUUGAUGCAGAAGCGCCAAAGUGGCACAAGCACGCCGCAAUCCUAGACGAACAGUUGUCCAAAUCCAAGUGGCUCGCUGGCGAUAAUGUCACCAUUGCUGACAUCGCGGUUGCUGCGCCUAUGCACCUGCAUGUCGCCCAACACCUUCCACUCGACAAGUAUCCCCAUCUUACCCGUUGGCUGACGGAGCAAGUCGAGAAGCUCCCUGCUUGGCAAAAUACCCAAGCCGCUGUCGACAAAGCCUUGUUGCCAGGUAAGCCUGCCACCACCAAUGGCACGGCUGGAGUUGUCCGCGCUAAUUUCAACUACACGAAGGACGUUGAGAAGAGGACGGAGCUCUAUUUCUACGAGUGCGAGGCUGCAAAAGACAUUCACCAGCCUGGGGAUGAUCCACACGAUAUGACCGUUACCGAUGGGUGGUCCAGAGCCGACUCUUUCUCCGUCGACAAGGAAGGGUUUUCGCUUGGUCAACUGAAGACCGGGUUUGACAAGUGGGAAGACGAGGAUUCUGUUCGCGAGCAGUUCUACCCCGAGAUAGUGGAAUUCUUGAAGAAAACCACCGGCGCCAUGCGCGUGCUCGUCUUUGACCAUACCAUCCGCACCAAGCGGAACGAAGCCAAGAAGCUCACCCAAGAGACCAAUACUUCGCAGCGUGCUCCGGUCAUGCUGGUCCAUUGUGAUUACACUGCAGAGUCCGGUCCUGCUCGUGUCCGCCAACUGUUGAAAGAUGAGGCUGAGGACCUCCUUUCUCGGCGCGUGGCAUUCUUCAACGUGUGGAAGCCGCUUCACCAUACGGUCGAGGAGCGGCCGUUGGCCAUGUGCGACGUCUCUUCGGCUCCCAUGGACGACUUCUUCAAACUGUAUCUCCAGUAUCGUGAUCGCGUCGGCGAGAACUAUGUCAUGCGAUAUUCCCCGAAGCAUAAGUGGUGGUACUUCCCCAAGAUGACGCCCGAACAGGUGAUUACUCUGAAGACAUACGAUUCCGAGACAGAUGGGCGAGCUCGUUUUGUCGGACACAGCGCGUUUGAGGAUCCAAACUCUCCGCCUGAUGCACCGAUCCGCGAGAGUGUCGAGAUCCGCACAAUUGCCUUCUUCUGAUGGAUCAAGGACGCUGCCGGGACUCACAGUCGGAGAGCGGUAGAGGGCCACUCGCAGCUAGUUCCAUCGUCUGCGCGAACCCGGGCAUGCCUUCGUUUGCUGUAGCCGG